Molecule: messenger RNA, 884 nt
Organism: Alosa alosa (allis shad)
Lineage: Eukaryota; Metazoa; Chordata; Actinopteri; Clupeiformes; Clupeidae
Product: leucine-rich repeat extensin-like protein 5
Exons: 6
Coding region: 274-849 (191 amino acids)
Source: RefSeq, a predicted model, not a curated record
ACAGAUAUAAUACUGGCACAGCAUGAACUAUUACAUUGUCCCUGAGAUUUUGUCUGCAAAUUCAAUGAUUUUACUGUAAUCAAUUUAGCCUACCAUAACUUUCAUUAAGGCUACGAUCCAAAAUCGCUUUUGACAAGGGGAGGGACUUUUGAAGUAGGCAGCCCUAAAACGAAAGUAAAUAGUUAGACUCGUCAGACGCGUCAGUAGCCUAAAUUUGUCUUGUAUCGAGAGCACACAGUUUGUAGCCUAAGAGAGACUCCCACUGCUGCUAGGAUGAGUGUCUCUCAGGAGAGAGAGGAGGCUGCAGGUCACAGUGAGACACUCAGACCAGAGUCUGCAGCACACAGCUGUGUGCAACCAAGCAGCAAACCAACACACUCUGAUGGAGGCCCACAGACAAACAGACCUCCAUCUCCAGUGCCCAGCUGUGUGUCCAUGAAGAGUUAUCAGUCCAUGGGUGCUAUGCCCCACUUCAGCAGUGAACCAGUUCCAUCAGGUCUAAUCCCACAGACUCACAGACCUCCAUCUCCAGUGCCCAGCUGUGUGUCCAUGAAGAGUGAUCGGUCCAUGUUUGAUAUGCCCCACUUCAGCAGUGAACCAGUUACAUCAGGACUAAUCCCACAGACACACAGACCUCCAUCUCCAGUGCCCAGCUGUGUGUCCAUGAAGAGUGAUCAGUCCAUGGGCUAUAUGCCCCACUUCAGCAGUGAACCAGUUACAUCAGGACUAAUCCCACAGACUCACAGACCUCCAUCUCCAGUGCCCAGCUGUGUGUCCAUGAAGAGUGAUCAGUCCAUGGGCUAUAUGCCCCACUUCAGCAGUGAACCAGUUACAUCAGGACUAAUGUGAGUAGUCAUCAGUCUUUUGACAUGUCAGUCACAUUA